AUGCAAGGCCAGGAUGUCAUUGACAGGAUCUAUGCAACCCAGGUCAACUACCGCAGCUCUCUUGCCGCGCUGACCUGGCUUUUGUAUGACAUUUUCUUGACAUUCGAGGACGAGGUCAAAUAUGUUUGGCCGAAACCCUGGUCAAUAAUAAAGGCCGUGUUCUACUUUAUCCGUUAUGUACCUCUCUUCGUUCAACUAUCCAUCCUCACCAUUGGGUCGCCCGAACUGACCCCAGGCUUCCACUUCACUCACCACGCAUGCUUCAUCUGGCAAGUCUAUCAAGUCACUGCGACCAUUACAAUAUUUGUGGCCGUCGACUACGUACUGAUUCUCAGAGUUUACGCGCUUUACCACAACAAUCCUUUGAUCCGGAAAAUUGUUCUCGUUGCAUUUGCGACAGAGGUGGUUUUGAUGGUUACUGGGCUGGUUCUGUCCCUCCCGACCAUCCAAUUCGAUGAGCUAUGCGUGGUUUCGCAUGCAUCAACCAUUUUAUUGCUCUACGUUGGUGCUACUUUACUCUUUCAAACAUUUCUGUUCAGCUUGACCCUGAUCAAAUUUGUGCGGGCGAUUCGCGAUGGAUGGGGAGACACUCCACUGGUAGUUCUUGUUAUGAGGGAUGGCAGCUGGGCUUUCGUACUUUUAUUUGCGGUGGUCGUCGGAACUGCGUCCCUGUACGAAGUGAAGAACCAUUAUUUUGCAGCUGUCCUAUUUUGCUGGCUGCUCUCAGUCUUUUCUUUCUGUGGUUAUCGUGUAUUGCUCAACUUGGACCGGUUGAGUGCUGCCCCUCGCAUGCCCACGCGACAAACCACAACAAAUCAGGCACCUUUCGAGUUUACGACCCAACUAGUCAGCGAAGACAGUCAACUUUCGCAGUUACACUCGUCCUACUACCCAAUUACCUCCGCCAGUUCACGCAGAUCAAGCGAACUUGCAUAA
Molecule: messenger RNA, 936 nt
Organism: Mycena indigotica
Lineage: Eukaryota; Fungi; Basidiomycota; Agaricomycetes; Agaricales; Mycenaceae
Exons: 11
Coding region: 1-936 (311 amino acids)
Source: RefSeq, a predicted model, not a curated record